Messenger RNA from Medioppia subpectinata, 1323 nucleotides. Lineage: Eukaryota; Metazoa; Arthropoda; Arachnida; Sarcoptiformes; Oppiidae. The record is from the annotation of a GenBank genome assembly.
UACCUGAGACGUCGGUUCACCUACUGGUCGCGUAAAGGUGUACCAGGGCCAAAUUUCAUUGAGUACGAAGCAUUUACCGGUGUUCACCACGAAUAUACGCUGGAAGCAGUUAAAAAAUGGGGCCGAGUGUACGGCACAUACACUGGUUUUCAGCGUAGUAUAGCCAUCAACGAGCCCGACCUGCUCCGCGACAUCAUGGUUAAAGAUUUUAAUAUUAUGCCCGACCACAAGCACUUUCAUGUGGGCAGCUCUAAGAUAGGCCAGAGUCUGUUUUUUAUGCCCGGCGACGAUGACUGGAAACGUGUGCGCUCUAUACUGACCCCCGUGUUUACGUCGGGCAAACUCAGAGCAAUGUUGGGCCAUAUCGGCGGCAUUGCCGACAAAUUUGUUGAAAGAAAGCCAGUAGAUAUGCGCAAUUACGUGGGCGCGUUUACCAUGGAUGUGAUCUGUGCCUGUGGUUAUGGCAUACAAGCGGACACUAUUAACAAUCCGGAUCAUCCCAUUGUAACCAAUGCUAAGCGUGUGCUGGGAUUUAACGGCGGAUUGUCAAUAGUGUUGUCGGCGCUGACACCCGGGUUGGCCCGACUGUUACGGCUCGAGCCGUUUGACAUAAAAGCGGUCAAAUAUUUCGAUGGACUCACAAAACAAAUACUUAAUGAACGCAAAGUUAACAACAAAUCCACGGCAAACGAUAAAUCCAAACGGCGCACAGAUUUCAUUCAAUUAAUACUAGACUCGGAAAAGUCUGACAAAGAGUUGGGCUAUCAUUUGGGUAGUGAAGGGGAAGCGGACAACGAGUCGACAACCGGUGGACAACAGUUGGCUAAAAAAUCUGUGGGAACCCUAACACAGGACGAGACCAUAGCACAGGGUUUAAUAUUUUUUCUCGCCGGUUAUGACACUACCAGUGCCUCCAUAACAAACGCACUGCACUUCCUGUCCAAACACCCGGACUGUCAGCAAAGACUAUACGAAGAGUUGCGAACUUGCGAUGAGUUUACGUACGAAAAGUUAUCGCAAUUGAAAUACUUGAACGCAGUUAUCAAUGAAACAAUACGUCUCGCGCCUUCACUAACACGUAUACAACGGGAAUGUCUCUCGGAUUAUAAACUCGGAAAUACCGGCAUUACAAUACCCGCGGGAACAUCGGUCGAGAUCUAUCCAUACGCUAUACACCGAGACCCAGACUUUUGGCCCAACCCUAACGACUUCAUACCCGACCGUUUCCUGGAGCCCACACACCAUCCCUACGCUUACAUACCCUUUGGUGGCGGACCCCGUGGUGACCCCUCUGUCCAGUAUGACUACGUGUUUAUGUUGUAA